Labeo rohita (rohu) is the source of this 3378-nucleotide messenger RNA. RefSeq names its product IMP (inosine 5'-monophosphate) dehydrogenase 1a (gene impdh1a). Gene Ontology annotation, molecular function: IMP dehydrogenase activity. The record is from RefSeq and is a predicted model, not a curated record. NCBI's taxonomy places the organism in Eukaryota, Metazoa, Chordata, Actinopteri, Cypriniformes, Cyprinidae. Gene Ontology annotation, biological process: GTP biosynthetic process. Gene Ontology annotation, cellular component: cytoplasm. The transcript is spliced from 16 exons. The coding region runs from base 556 to 2535 and encodes 659 amino acids.
GUGAAAGUGACGCGCUUCUGUCAGAAACAGAGCUUAGCUGAAGUGAAACAGGGAGAGAGAGAGAACCAGGCUCAUUCAAUUUCUGCUUGUCUGCCAUCCGGUUAACUACCGUACUGUCCUGACUGAGGUUCUGUGAUCUGGCGUUUCUUGCAGGUCGAUCGGUGGGACUACAAAAAAAGAUCUCGGAAGAUUCUCAUCUUGGACAUUUGGGAUUGUCAGGUCCUGAUCAAAAUCUCACCUUAAUCUGAAUCGCAACAGGUAACCUGCUUUGCACUCGCACAACUCUGCAACUUCGGCCUGUGGUUUGGAAGAUGCUAAUAGCUUAUGCAAAUUGGAUACAAAUCUAACUGAGGACUCCCAUAUCCAACUCUUAUUAUUGUUUUUCCUAUUCUUUUGAACUUUUGGAAGAGUUUGAAUUCUAAGUAUAACUGAGCAAACAGCUGUGACUGUUAGGUGGUCUCAGGUGAGGGGGCCGGGACAACAAUUAGGUGUUUUUUAAAAGGGUCGGGCUCAAAGAGAGCCACGGUGGAGGACGACCCGCUGGAUUUCACUGAUAUGGACGGGCACGGGUAUGACCGCUAUGCGGAUGGGGACAGGGACAGCUACCAGAUUGAUUACCGGCGUAUCGUGGGGGACAUGGAGCCCGCCAGGCCGCGGAUGUCAUUACGAGACUCGGAUCAUCACUUUCACGGCCCGUUUACCCAUAAUACACUACACGGGCAUGGGCAUGGGCACGAGACGGCUGCCCAGCGCUACAGUGCCACCCGGAUACAGGCAGGAUAUGAACCAGAAAGCAUGGCUGAUUACCUUAUCAGUGGGGGAACUGGGUACGUUCCCGAGGAUGGACUCACUGCCCAGCAGCUUUUUGCCAUCGGAGAUGGUCUCACAUAUAAUGAUUUCCUGAUACUGCCCGGCUUUAUUGACUUCACAUCCGAUGAAGUGGAUUUAACCUCUGCCCUGACCAGGAAGAUAACCCUGAAGACGCCGCUCAUUUCCUCUCCCAUGGACACAGUCACAGAGUCCUCCAUGGCCAUCGCUAUGGCUCUCAUGGGUGGAAUAGGAAUUAUCCAUCACAACUGCACACCUGAGUUCCAGGCCAACGAGGUUCGCAAAGUCAAGAAAUUUGAGCAGGGCUUCAUUACGGACCCUGUAGUGAUGAGUCCACGGCACACGGUCGGCGAUGUGUUUGAAGCAAAGGUCCGGCACGGUUUCUCCGGCAUCCCGGUCACAGAAACCGGCAAGAUGGGCAGCAAGCUGGUGGGCAUCGUUACAUCACGAGACAUCGACUUCCUGUCAGAGAAAGAUUACGACAGGCCGCUGGAAGAGGCAAUGACAAAACGAGAAGAUUUAGUGGUUGCGCCAGCAGGUGUGACGUUAAAGGAGGCGAAUGACAUCUUACAGCGCAGUAAAAAAGGUAAACUGCCUAUAGUGAAUGACAGCGAUGAGCUUGUAGCUAUAAUAGCUCGUACCGAUUUGAAGAAGAACAGAGACUAUCCUCUAGCCUCCAAAGACUCUCGCAAACAGCUGCUGUGUGGCGCAGCCAUCGGCACCCGAGAGGACGACAAGUACCGCCUAGACCUGCUCAUGCAGGCCGGAGUGGACGUGAUAGUUCUGGACUCUUCUCAGGGGAACUCAGUGUUUCAGAUCAGUAUGAUCAACUACAUCAAACAGAAAUACCCUGAACUGCAAGUAGUGGGAGGAAACGUGGUGACUGCCGCUCAAGCAAAGAAUCUUAUAGAUGCUGGUGUUGAUGCUUUGCGGGUGGGCAUGGGCUGUGGAUCCAUCUGCAUCACACAGGAAGUGAUGGCAUGUGGGAGACCGCAGGGCACGUCUGUGUAUAAAGUGGCUGAAUACGCCCGGCGUUUCGGGGUUCCGGUCAUUGCAGACGGUGGCAUCCAGACGGUUGGGCACGUUGUCAAAGCCCUUGCACUGGGAGCAUCCACAGUGAUGAUGGGGUCAUUGCUAGCAGCAACCACAGAAGCACCCGGUGAGUAUUUCUUCUCAGACGGCGUACGACUGAAGAAGUACCGUGGCAUGGGCUCUUUGGACGCCAUGGAGAAAAACAACAACAGUCAGAAACGUUACUUCAGUGAAGGUGAUAAAGUGAAGGUGGCUCAGGGAGUCUCUGGCUCAGUUCAGGAUAAAGGCUCGAUACACAAGUUUGUUCCUUACCUCAUCGCUGGAAUUCAACAUGGCUGUCAGGACAUCGGUGCAAAGAGCUUGUCCAUUUUGCGAUCGAUGAUGUACUCUGGAGAGCUGAAGUUUGAGAAGAGGACCAUGUCUGCACAGGUUGAGGGCGGAGUUCAUGGACUGCAUUCUUCAUCCCAGAGACCCUCAGUCCAUCCCUUCGUACAAUGUCAUGGAAAAGUAGAGUUUACAUGUGAAAAUGUCUUCUCUUCCUUUCUCUUAUGCUGUCAUCAUAGAUAUUCUUUUGUGCCAUUUACGAGAAGCGGUUAUACUGAACCGGGCAGCAGAGGGCACGCAAGAGCUGGACCCAACGUCCCGUCACCAGCCGUCACUAAACACAGCAGCUAAAAGUGAUUUCUGCUAUCCUCAACACCUUUAUCCUUUUUCCUGGUGGUUCUUGAGUCUAGAUAAACAUUACAAAUGAAAAAAAACUUUCAGUUAGCAACAGUACUGAAUGUACUAUGGACUUUCUUAUUUUGAUUGUGGAUUUUGUUCGGGCUUCCCUGUAAGAAAUUAGACUUGGUACUAGAGAUACUAUUUUCAAAAUCCUAUGAAUGUACUGCAUCAUCUGAAAUAUGAUGAUGCUACGUGUGUAUGUAAGAAAGAGAGUGUAUGGGGUAUGCUGGUUCAUUCUAAUUCAGAUUGUCUGUUAUUUUAAUUUUAAUAGCAAUAACAUUUUUGUGUCCAUCGUGGUAUAGGAGGAAAUCAUGUGCAUACCACAUUGCCAUUAGAGUGUUAUAAGUUAAAUUUUAAUUUUAUCUACGAAAUGCAUUUGUUUUCUUUACUUCUUUCCACUAGGGCAAGUUUGCAGGCUGCUUGUGUCACUAUGCUUUUCAGAUUAUCCAGAGAGCACUAGAAUGAUGUUACUUUAUGGACCAAAUUAUGAGUAUCAGCCUUAAAAUCAGGUAUUCUGUACUGUUACUCGCCUUACACUAGUCAAUAAUGUACACAGACAUUAGAGACGCUCAUUUCUUAAAGUUUAUUUCACAGUUUCACACACUUGCAUCAUUUAACUUAGAAGCAUUUACAUAUAUAAAAUAUUUACAGUAUAAAAAAAGGUCAGAGGUGAAAGACAGUCAAAAGCAUUUGCUGUAACAGUGACACUUUGGGCUCCACUUGAUAGUUUGCAAAGACUGUUGUGUUGUCAUUCUGAAUAUAAUACACUUUAUAGAAUAAAGAAUGAGUUUUAUA